AUGAAUGAUAGAUCAGUGCCAAGCAUACCGGGUACACGAUGUUUGCCCGAGGUGGAGUUGUAUCUUAAACAACAAGUAGCGUUGAUUCUACGUACCAGAGUGAACCACUUUCCUGGGUCUCAGCCGGUUUCUUUCACCCGGGAACACCUCCACAACAAUUUACUAAGAAAAGACUAUUUGGUCUGUGAAAAAAGUGACGGGCUGAGAGUUUUAUUAUUUGUGCUAGUCAACCCGGACACUAAUGAAGAAGGGUCCUUUUUGAUUUCCCGAGAAAACGAGUAUUAUCAUAUACCUGAUUUCCAUUUUCCUAGAUCAGAGAAAGAUUUUGAUAUUAGUCACAAUGGUACGAUUGUUGAUGGUGAGUUAGUUUAUUCGACCAACCCAGUCACGAAGGUAAAAGAGGUGAGAUACCUUAUUUUUGACUGUCUUGCCAUGGAUAUGAACAGCGUGACACAUAAAAACUUGUGGAAAAGACUUUAUCAUGCGCAGCAUGAAUUUCAUAAGCCAUACAGUGAGUUACGUCGGAAGUUCCCAGAUGCAUGUAAGGAUUGGUUGUUCAAGUUAGAUUUCAAGAACAUGACCCAACCAUUCAAAAUCCAUAAAAUUUUCAACGAAAUGAGAAACCUUACUUAUGUUUCCGAUGGUUUGAUACUUACCUGUUGUGAUACUCCAUAUAUAUCGGGUACUGAUCCGACGUUGCUCAAAUGGAAACCAUCAGAGGAAAAUACUAUUGAUUUUAAAAUCAAGCUGGAAUUCCCAAAGUACAUUGAUAAUGACUUACCAAAGCACGAUCCAAACAGAGAGUACACCAAUUACGAUGUGAAGCCUAAGUUCAAGUUAUAUGUCUGGAAAGGUGGCGAUGCCCCACAUCAACAUGAAAGUGUAGAACUGAAUAUCAAGAGAAAUGGAGGUGAAUUCAAAAACUCUUUCCAGAACUACGAUGAAUGGAACGAAUUAGACGUGAGUGAUGAGCAAUGGGACAAGUUGAAGAAAUCUGGAGAGUCUUUCAAUGGGCGUAUUGCUGAAUGUAGACAGCGUCAAAAUGGAAGUUGGGAAAUGCUUAGAUUUAGAGACGACAAGAUGAACGGUAACCAUAUAAACGUUGUGUUGAAAAUUUUGAAAUCUAUUGAAGACUCUGUGACCAAGGAUGAGUUAAUUGAGCUCGAGCCACAAGUUAAAGCGAGGUGGGAAGAGCGAGAGAGGAUGAAACGUAAGGCUCAACAACAACAGCACGAUUUUGUUCAUCACAAUAGCCAUGGUCAAGUUCACCAUGGCCACAACCCCGCCAAGCCACCUCCUCCUGUCGCUGUGGGGGAAAAGAGGAAACACGAAGCUGAACAGCCUGAACAGAACAAAAGAGAGAAAAUUGGAGUUGAAGGCUCUGAGAAGGUCGACGAUGACGAAGAGUUUUAUGAGUCGGACGGUUUUGAAGAAAUGCCAUCCUAUAAAAAUUAG
This is a messenger RNA of Pichia membranifaciens NRRL Y-2026, 1455 nucleotides long. RefSeq lists its product as hypothetical. The coding region runs from base 1 to 1455 and encodes 484 amino acids. Gene Ontology annotation, molecular function: ATP binding; mRNA guanylyltransferase activity. The transcript has a single exon. The record is from RefSeq and is a predicted model, not a curated record. NCBI's taxonomy places the organism in Eukaryota, Fungi, Ascomycota, Pichiomycetes, Pichiales, Pichiaceae. Gene Ontology annotation, biological process: 7-methylguanosine mRNA capping. Gene Ontology annotation, cellular component: mRNA capping enzyme complex.